Messenger RNA from Populus euphratica (Euphrates poplar), 515 nucleotides. RefSeq lists its product as uncharacterized. Bases 92 to 499 code for a protein of 135 amino acids. The transcript has 2 exons. The record is from RefSeq and is a predicted model, not a curated record. Lineage: Eukaryota; Viridiplantae; Streptophyta; Magnoliopsida; Malpighiales; Salicaceae.
CCAAUUGGAACUUGUCAGCAGCGAAAGAUUAUAACUUGUUCGGCGGGAUCGUGCAUGUUCUCAGUAUAUAAAGUGCUAGUCCUUACAAGAGAUGAUUAUCAUGGCAUCAAGCAAGUACUGGCAGCAAAAAUCAAUUAUGAGGCAUUCUGGAAGUUGUGAGAAAAGAAGGGUAGAUAGAAAAAUAAACAGACUGAAAGCAGAGAUGGCAGGGAUUAGGAAGCAGCAACAAUCCAUCAGACAAGGGCAAAGGGAAAUAAGAGAAAGAUUUGAAGAGAUAGAAUCAGAAUGUGAUGAGCUCAAAAAGGAGACUGAACUUGUAUCUCAGGCAAGCGACAAAAUUCAACUUCGCCUUGAUAUCAUGCUCAAAAUCUUGAAAGCAAGACGAGAGAAUGACUUCGCUAAAGCUGCUGAUCUUACUUGCUCUCUCAGGUUAGUUUUUCGAAUCUUCUUCUCUUAUUUUUUUUUUAAUGUGCAAUUAGUUUUUGCGUCGAUCGGCUGAAUGUUCUAUGAUUUAU